Molecule: messenger RNA, 1188 nt
Organism: Cataglyphis hispanica
Lineage: Eukaryota; Metazoa; Arthropoda; Insecta; Hymenoptera; Formicidae
Product: odorant receptor 4-like
Exons: 9
Coding region: 1-1188 (395 amino acids)
Biological process (GO): sensory perception of smell; detection of chemical stimulus involved in sensory perception of smell
Cellular component (GO): plasma membrane
Molecular function (GO): odorant binding; olfactory receptor activity
Source: RefSeq, a predicted model, not a curated record
AUGAUCUGUGUAAAGACUCGGCAUUUUAGCUUACAUCGAAUUCUUUUGCUGGCAAUCGGCUUAUGGCCUUGUCAGCGAUCAAGGCUCGCUCAAUUUCAGCUAAUUUUGUGUUUUGGUAUCUUGAUUAGUUUUAUUAUAUGUCAGCUUACAAUAAUUGUCACUGCAGAAUUCACUCUUGAGCUUGCCAUCAAUGUUCUGUCUAUAGGAUUGUUUUUUACUAUGCUUGCGAUUAUGUACAAUUCUUUUGGAUUUAAUUUUGCUGAAAUGGUAAAACGUCCUUUGGAGGAACUUCAGCAGAUCUGUAACGGAUUAAAAGAUGAAAAAGAAAUUGCUAUUAUGAAGAAAUACGGGGACAAUUUGAAACGUCAUACUUUUACUAUUACGCUAUUUUAUAUAUGCAGUCAAAUUAUUAUUUUGUCAAUUAUUUCAUUGCCAUUCAUAUCGCGGAUAUUUGCUCUGCAUAUAAAUGAGUCUCAAUCACAUAUAUUAUAUAAAUGUAUGCCUAAGUAUUUAGUCGACCAAGAAAACUAUUUGUAUUUAAUUGUACUGUACGUGGAUACGUCAAUAUUUAUUGGUGGGACUGCAAUGGUUGCAACAGGAUUGAUGCUCAUUGCGUAUCUUAAACAUGCCUGUGGAAUGUUUAGAAUUGCAAGUUAUCGUAUAAAGAAAGCAAUAAAUAUGCAGAACAAUGUUCCCCCAAAAAACGAAAUUGCAAUGUAUAAAGGAAUAAUUUAUGCCGUAGACAUUCAUCGUACAGCUAUGAAGUUCUGCACAUUUUUAUUUUCCUAUCUUCACUUAUCACAUUUCUUUUUAAUAGUAGUUGGUGUGGUUUGCUUGAGUCUGAAUCUUUACGCAAUAUCUGAGAUUGUAUUGCAUGGAGGCGACAUCGAUCAAUUUUUGCUUCAUUUUCUAAUUGUAAUUAUCAUUUUUAUAUACCUAUUUUUUGCCAACUAUGCUGGUCAGGAACUUACGGAUCACAAUAACGACAUAUUUUUCGCCGUAUACAGUGUUCAAUGGUACGCAGCACCUUUGCAUAUACAAAGAUUGAUACUGUUUCUCUUGCAAAGAGGUAGCAAAGCUGUAAAUCUGAAUCUUGGCGGCGUGUCUAUAUUAUCCUUACAGUUUUUCGCGACGUUAACGAAGGCAUCGAUAUCCUAUUUUACUGUCAUGUAUUCUACGCAACAAUAA